Carassius carassius (crucian carp) is the source of this 1483-nucleotide messenger RNA. It is a transcript of the gene ccnjl, whose product is annotated as cyclin J-like. Gene Ontology annotation, molecular function: cyclin-dependent protein serine/threonine kinase regulator activity. Gene Ontology annotation, biological process: regulation of cyclin-dependent protein serine/threonine kinase activity; mitotic cell cycle phase transition. Bases 174 to 1430 code for a protein of 418 amino acids. Lineage: Eukaryota; Metazoa; Chordata; Actinopteri; Cypriniformes; Cyprinidae. The transcript has 5 exons. Gene Ontology annotation, cellular component: nucleus; cyclin-dependent protein kinase holoenzyme complex; cytoplasm. The record is from RefSeq and is a predicted model, not a curated record.
ACGACUUCAAGAUCAGUAAAUUUAGAAAAGAAUUUCAAACAGGCGCCCACUUAUCUUAUGUCUUAAAUUCCCUUGAAGCACUGUGACAUUUUCUCGCAAACAAACCUGAAAUAGAAGUUGUGUGGCAGAAGUGCUUAAACUGAACAAGAAUUGCUUCUUUCCCUCUCACACACAUGUUUGUGUUGAAGGAUUGGGGCCCUUUCUGGAUGGGAAAGAUGGAAUCGGAGGGCCAGUGGUGGAAAAGCCAGCUUGCAGCGGACAUCCACCAGGCUCUGCGAAUUAAGGAGCUGAAGUUGCCAACGUACCAGGCCCAGUCUCCACAGAUUGGGAUGCGGCGGUACUUUGCCGACCUGCUCGCUGUUCUCAGUAACCGGUACCAGCUGUGCCCCACAGCACGUCACCUGGCCGUCUACCUGCUUGACCUCUUUAUGGACCACUAUGAUGUAGCGGUGCGGCAGCUGUAUGUCAUCGCCCUCUCCUGCCUCCUCCUGGCCAGUAAGUUUGAGGAGAAAGAGGACCGUGUGCCCAAACUGGAGCAGCUGAACACUCUGGGCUUCAUGUGCAGUCUGAACCUCACCCUCAACAAACGUGACCUCAUCAAGAUGGAGCUGCUGCUGCUGGAGACGUUCGGAUGGAACCUGUGCAUGCCCACACCGGCCCAUUUCAUUGACUACUACCUCCACGCUGCUGUCCAGGAGGGGGACCUGCACAACGGCUGGCCCCUCUCCUCCAUGUCCAAGACCAAAGCCUUCAUGGACAAAUACACGCACUACUUCCUGGAGGUUUCGUUGCAAGAUCAUGCUUUCCUGAGCUUCAGGCCUUCUCAGGUGGCAGCUGCCUGCAUAGCUGCGUCCAGAAUCUGCCUGCAGAUCUCCCCCAGCUGGACCACCGUCCUCCACCUGCUCACGGGCUACUCCUGGGAUCAUCUGACGCAGUGCAUCCAGCUCAUGUUACUGGCUCACGACAACGAUGUAAAGGAGGCCAACAAAUCCAAAUCUUCCCCUUCCGCCAGUCAGAGCCUCCAGCCGCAAGUUCACAUCCCCCACAGCCCCGCCACCCCGGCUCUGCAGAGGCAGCCCAUCUCCAGCUCCCAGCAACUGCUCCUCCAGGCCAGCAGAUACCCGCAGCUCCCCCAGCAUUCGCCGGCAUUAUCCCAGCUGCACAUGCUGGCUGACUGCCAGGUCCUGGGACCGGUGGGCUCUCGGGAAUAUCUGCAGCCCCAUCAGGCCGGUCUCCUUUCGGCCCCAAUACCGGCCAGCUCAUUCGCAUCUUUCCCAAGCUUGGCGUCGGGGCUACGAGGCUUGCCCCUCCAGGGUCCCAUCUCCAUGCAGGUGAGCAUGGUGCCUGAGCGCCACUGCCUCGGUCUGACUUACGGGAGUGGCUACUUGAGUUCCCACCACACAUUCACAGCUGGCUGCUUCGACAGGUGACGCUAGGACAGUGAGGACAAACUCAACCUGGGGCUGCCACUGUAUUAACUUGA